CUCAAAUAUACUGCACCAUCAACUGACAAUCAUCAGCCAGAUAGAAAGCACAAUGAAUAUGGGAGAAAUGAUUUACACCUUGGUCGAAGUGCUCAUUGCAGUUAGUUGCUGUCUGGGUAACCUGCUGGUCAUUUUGGCACUUUGGACCACUAAAAGCAUCCAACAGCCAACAUUCUGCCUUAUUGCAUCGUUGGCUACGGCUGAUUUUCUGGUUGGAUGUGUGGCCAUACCAUUAGCUGUAGUGGUGGAUGGACGGGUGAAGACUUCAUUCAAUAUGUGUCUCUUCAUCAGCUGUGUGGUCAUCCUGUUCACCCUCGUUUCAGUUCUGUCUCUGUUGGCUAUUUCGCUUGACCGUUUCCUCCGGGUGUAUAUCCCUCUCAGGUACAAAAGGAUUGUGACACAGGGACACUCCUGUCUUGUGGUGGCAGCAUGUUGGAUUGUUGCAAUCCCUCUCAGCUUUACUCCCAUGCUUGGGUGGUACAACCAUCAAACCUUGUCUAAUUCAGCCAAUUCUACAAUUGUCUGCCAGUUUAUAGCCGUAAUUCCCAUGUCAUACCUGGUUUAUUUCAGUUUUUUUUCCCUGAAUCUGAUACCUCUGUUGGUAAUGGCCACGUUGUAUACCUAUGUUUUCUGUAUUAUCAAAGGACACCUUCGAGAGAAACCAGGCAGGGGUAUUCACAAACUGUCUCAGAACUACCUAAGAAAAGAGAAAAAGCUGGCAGGAUCUCUAGCUCUGGUCUUGGCCCUGUUUGCCCUGUGCUGGCUGCCGCUUCACAUAAUGAACUGCAUUGUUUAUUUUGGUGAGGUGACAAAUAUACCACCAAUAGUUUUAUAUAUUGGGAUUAUUCUGUCUCAUGCUAACUCAGCUGUCAAUCCAGUUGUGUAUGCAUUCAAAAUACAAAAAAUUAAGAGAGCAUAUCUGAAGAUCUGGAGACAGUGUGUUUCACGUGUUGCUGAAAAUCAAGAAUCUCAGACAAGCCAAAUGACAGACAAAAGAUCCAGCAGUCACAUUGUGUCAAAUGACUGAAGGCAGAUUUCUGUGUUUUCUUGCUUUUUUGUUCUAAUUAUAAGGCUGAUUUUUUGUUGUCUUUUUUUCCGAUCAUAUCUUUGACAAAGUAUAAGGAUUAGUACAUUUUUUUCAUUGACUUGUUGGGUACUUUAUUCAAGUAAUACUAUAAAACAAAGUACUUUUUGUGAUAUCUGAUUGUUGUCUUUUAAAAUAUCUAUGCUUCAUCUAGUUUUUUUUUAUACAAUAUGUAAAUUUUGUAUUUACUGCUUUGUUGGUUUUCAUGCUUUUUUCACCUAUAUUCUCUUUAAGAUUUUAUCUUUGUUUUGAAGAUUUAAGGAAAUCCUUACUCACAUCUGGAACUAUGCAGCACAGGAAACAACUGUACAUGUACUUAAUUUUGUAUUACCAGUGUAGAUUAAAGCCUAAGAGGAAGUGAGACAUUCAACUGACAACUGCUUUCACGAGCGGUCUCCGAGUUCCAUUUUAAAACUGUCGUAUUAUGGCAAGCACAUUUUUAGUUUGUCCAAGCAAGUUAUCAGUGCAACCAAAUAGUUUAUCAUAUGCUGCAUGUGAUACAGAGAUGUAUAUUUAAGAAUGUCCUCACUUAAGCAGAUGGAAAGGUUUAAAGUCAUUGUGUGUUGAACAUUUAUGUGAUUUAUCCUGAUUAUGGAAGAAUAAACAACAUUAAAGUCCAUGCCACACUC
This is a messenger RNA of Oreochromis aureus, 1713 nucleotides long. Its product is annotated as adenosine receptor A3-like. Gene Ontology annotation, biological process: G protein-coupled adenosine receptor signaling pathway. Gene Ontology annotation, molecular function: G protein-coupled adenosine receptor activity. The record is from RefSeq and is a predicted model, not a curated record. The coding region runs from base 53 to 1027 and encodes 324 amino acids. The transcript is spliced from 2 exons. Gene Ontology annotation, cellular component: membrane; dendrite; synapse. Lineage: Eukaryota; Metazoa; Chordata; Actinopteri; Cichliformes; Cichlidae.